Messenger RNA from Cornus florida, 699 nucleotides. RefSeq names its product F-box protein CPR1-like. The coding region runs from base 1 to 699 and encodes 232 amino acids. The record is from RefSeq and is a predicted model, not a curated record. NCBI's taxonomy places the organism in Eukaryota, Viridiplantae, Streptophyta, Magnoliopsida, Cornales, Cornaceae. The transcript has a single exon.
AUGGUGUUUGGGUUUGGGUAUGAUUGUGUCCACGAUGAUUACAAGGUAGUGAGGAUGGUGGAGUUUUAUGGCAAAGAUAAGUCGAAUUUAUGGCGAAGAAUUCAAGAUUUUCCUUAUUAUCUAUGGUACCGUGGAAGAGCGAGUGGUGUGUUUGCAAGUGGGGCUUUGCACUGGGUUGUGAGUCCAAAACCGGAAUCGGAUAAGUCGAGGUUGAUUGCUGCUUUUGAUCUUGCUGAUAAGGAAUAUCGGUUGGUGCCACAGCCUGAUAAUUACUCCCUUGUAAAUUCGCAUAUGUCUAUGGUGGUUCUAGAAGGGUGUCUUUGUCUACUUUGCAACUAUUUCAGUGUUCAUGUUGACAUAUGGGUGAUGAAGGAGUAUGGAGUUAUGGAGUCUUGGACUAAAUUAUUUUCUGUUGCGCAACCCACCACUAUUGACAAGUUUAAGUGGGUGAGGCCUUUGGCUUAUUCACAGAGCCAUGAGAAAGUACUAAUGCAACAGGAUAAUAAAAGGCUUCUUUGGUAUGACCUAGAAAAGAAAACAGUCGACUUUAUUGAGAUUUAUGGGGUAGAGUCUGUAACUUUCGCAGAUUUUUAUUAUCAAAGCCUUGUUUGGCCUCGUGGAAGAGAUGGCGGGAAGAAGCAGCCGGCAAAAGACAAGGUGAAGAAGAAAAAGGACAAGAAAAAGAAAAAGAAAAGGUGA